AUGGGGUGGAAUGUGUUUCGAUAUCUGGCGGACAUUUCCCAUGUCGCUUCGAUCGGGAUUCUAAUAUGGGCGAUUCACAAGAACAAGAGCGCUGAAGGCGUUUCACUCAUCACUCAGAUGCUUUACGGCCUCGUGUUUAUCACUCGCUAUCUCGACCUCUUCGAGACCAAAUCAGCAUGGAACCUGAUCUGGAAGAUUGUUUUCAUCACGAGUUCUAUCUAUGUGGUAGUCAUCAUGCUCAAGGUCUACCCUCGAACUAGGGAGAGGGAGCGAGCAUGGAAGUUCGGCAUCUAUUCAGUGGUCGGAUCUCUGGUCUUGGCGCCCCCGAUGGUUUGGAUCCUUGAACGACCGUGGCCAGUGGACUGGUUUAUGGAGUUGACCCGCGUUUUUUCCCUGAUCCUCGAGUCCGUUGCCAUCUUGCCGCAGCUCAUACUUCUGCGCCAAACCACCGUUCCCACUGUCAUCGAUUCUUUUUAUCUCGUGGCGCUCGGCUCGUACCGCGGCUUUUACAUCCUGAACUGGCUGGUGCGUGGGUUCGGCAAGGAACACUUCUGGGACCCACCAGCACUCGUUUGUGGAAUCGCCCAGGUGGCUUUCUACAUUGACUUUGCCUGGGUGUACUACUCGCGGCAGCGAGUCAAGCUCCGCAACGGAGCCAUUGUCGACUCGGACGAUUUUAGCAAGAGCUGGCUGGUCAACCGGGUCACGAACAUCCGUGUGGGACGGCAGUCAAACGAUGAAGAAGAACGUCUCCAUGACGCUGAAGAAGGGGAUGCAGCCCGCCCCAAUACUAACCGAUGGGGCUCUCGGGGCAUCUCAAUUGCUGCGGAUGAUACACUUGAGCAGCACGGGCAUGCUGUGGAGGACGACAAUCUUGAGGGCAUGUUAGAGGACGAGGAGGAUGUUGCGAAUACGCACAGCCGUACUUGA
Molecule: messenger RNA, 930 nt
Organism: Penicillium chermesinum
Lineage: Eukaryota; Fungi; Ascomycota; Eurotiomycetes; Eurotiales; Aspergillaceae
Product: ER lumen protein-retaining receptor
Exons: 3
Coding region: 1-930 (309 amino acids)
Biological process (GO): protein retention in ER lumen; endoplasmic reticulum to Golgi vesicle-mediated transport
Cellular component (GO): membrane; endoplasmic reticulum; cis-Golgi network
Molecular function (GO): ER lumen protein retrieval receptor activity
Source: RefSeq, a predicted model, not a curated record